Molecule: messenger RNA, 1923 nt
Organism: Cryptomeria japonica (Japanese cedar)
Lineage: Eukaryota; Viridiplantae; Streptophyta; Pinopsida; Cupressales; Cupressaceae
Product: receptor-like protein EIX2
Exons: 1
Coding region: 1-1923 (640 amino acids)
Molecular function (GO): protein binding
Source: RefSeq, a predicted model, not a curated record
AUGUCCUCAUUAAACUACUUGUAUCUUUGGGAUAACAAAAUUGAAGGCACUCUUCCUCUUGCUAUUGAAAGUAUGUACUCAUUGACUUGCUUGGAUCUUUCUUCUAACUCACUAAAAGGCAACAUUCCAUGGAGCUCUUUAAGUGGACUAUCAAAGUUAUCAGAACUUUACCUUGACUCAAACCAAUUAAAUGGGAGCUUGCCAUCUAAUUUUGGUAAUCUAUCAUCCUUAGUCUUGCUUUCUCUCAGUAAUAACUAUUUGAGUGGUAGUUUCUCACUUUCUCAACUAGAAAAUUUCACAAAGAUUAUUUUUUUGGACCUUUCCAACAAUUUAUUGACACUAGAAAUCAACCCUCAUUGGAUUCCUAAACUUCAACUUCAAUAUUUGUAUUUGAGUUCUUGUAAUAUACAUGGUGAUUUGCCAGCUUUCAUAUCCACUCAAUACACCAUAAAGUUCAUAGACUUGUCCAACAAUUCUUUGAGUGGGAAUAUUCCAGAAUGGUUGUGGGACCUUAAAUUCUUGCAGGCACUUAAUCUCUCACAUAAUCAAUUUGGAGGACCAUUGUCCUCUAAGUUUUGUGCAUUUGAUGCCCAAUAUGUGGACUUACAUAGUAAUAAGUUACAAGAAAAUGUUUUUUUGCCACAUCCUAAUGUACAUUUCCUUGACAUGUCAGAGAACCAAUUUGAUGGCAUCAUUCCAGAAAACAUGGACAAAUAUGGCUCUAGUCAACUCAUUUAUUUGUCACUUGCAAAUAAUAGUAUUGAUGGUGUCUUUCCACAUUCUAUUUGUGAGGGACUCUAUUUGGAGGUUCUCGAUGUGUCAAAUAACAAGUUUACUGGUAAUAUUUCUGCAAGUUUUGGCAGCUGCUCGUCAACAUUAAAGGUGUUGAAUCUAGAAAAUAAUCAUUUGGAAGGUGAGAUUAAAAGUAUGGUUUGUCUUCAAACACUAAAGUUGGGAGGUAAUAAAUUGCAAGGACCAAUUCCAUCAUCACUUCAAAAUUGUACCUCUUUGGAGAUUCUAGAUUUGGGAUAUAAUAAGAUGCAAGGAAACAUCCCAAUUUGGGUAGGCGAAUUGAUUGAUCUCCGAAUUUUAGUAUUGAGAUCUAAUAAAUUUAAAGGUGAAAUACCAUUACAAUUGGCAAAACUACAAUAUCUCCAAGUCUUGAUUUUGUCAAAUAAUAAUUUUUCUGGAGUUAUUCCAAGUAGCUUAAGAAACUUAAAAGCAAUGACAAAUCAAACAGAAAGUUCAGACAUCCUUCAAUAUUCAGAUUCCAGCUCAGUGUCUUAUUUAUAUAAGAUGGAAAUAGUUGGCAAAGGCCAAUUUUUAGAGUAUGUAAAAUAUUUGGCAAUGGUUCGAUGUCUUGAUCUCUCUGAUAACAACUUCUCAGGUGAUAUUCCUCAGGGUAUUGGGUUCCUCAUUGGUCUAAAAUUUCUCAAUUUGUCAAGAAAUUAUCUCAAUGGAACAAUUCCUACAUCUUUUGGCAAGCUUGUGAAAUUGGAGUCACUCGAUAUUUCAAGAAACAAUCUUACUGGAGAUAUUCCUGCAGAACUACAACUUCUAAAAUUUUUGAGUUAUUUGAACAUAUCUUAUAAUAAUUUUUCUGGUAGAAUACCACAAGGGGGUCAAUUUUUAACAUUCAAUGGUGGUUCAUUUUCAAAUAAUGAACAUCUUUGUGGACUUCAAAUCAACACAAGUUGUUCAUCUUCUCUUUCUCCAAAGAGCACUCAAGAUAACUAUGUAAGUGAAAAAGAGUGGGAUGAAGAUGUGUGGUGGGAAGUGGGAAUUGGAUUGAGCAUUGGAUUAGGGUUUUUAGUUGUUAUUGGAGCAUUAUAUUUUAACAAAAAAUAUUGUUUUAGAUGCUUCAAGAUCAUGGAUGAAGUUAUUGUCAUUCUUGACCAAAAAGUUCAAAAAAAAAUAUUUUAA